GCGUGGUGGCAUGCACCUGUAAUCCCAGCUACUCAGGAGGCUGAGGCAGGAGAAUUACUUGAACCCAGGAGGCAGAGGUUGCAGUGAGUCGAGAACGCACCACUGCACUCCAGCCUGGGCAACAGAGCGAGACUCUGUCUCAAAAAAAAAAAAAAAGAAAAAAGAAAAAAAGAAAAAACAAGAAACGAGAGGCAGAAAUAAGACAGGAAAAUUCAGUGGAAGCUAAAACUAAUAUUUUUCAAAUCUGUUGAAGAGGAAGCCUUUCAAGAAACAGUUACAAAACUAAGGAUCUUGAAAUAUUCCCUGAAACAAGAAACAAAUAAUGAGAAAGUGUAGAAAAGUUACAGUGUGGAAGGCUUCCACCCUUAGAACUUAACAAGGAUGAUAAAACAAGUGUUAUAAGUAAAAAGGAUUGAUGGAGACAAUUCAGGAACAGGAAUAUCCAGUGGAAGUUCAUAGACCCCAGUCCCUACCCCAUUACCCAGAUGAAGGAACUGAUGUCCCAAGAGGAGACACUUAAGACAGUGCGCCUUUGACCUAGCAGAGCACAGCACUGCAGUCCAAUGACGAAUUUGGUGCAAGCCCUUCCUCAACGGAUUUGAUGUAACCAAGGAACUUACUCAAGAAAACUCGGUUUCACCUCCAUCCUUCAUAGAGGGAUUGAUUAUUGUCUCCUCUGCUGGGACACUGGCACAAGUUUAUCAGCUCUUCCCUCCAGCUGUUCAUUGGCUACCUUUGCCCCCAGUCCCCCUGCUUUUUUUUUUUUUUUUUUUUUUUUUGAGACAGUCUCACUCUGUCACCCAGGCUGGAGUGCAGUGGCAUGGUCUCAGCUCACUAUAGCCUGAACUUCCCGGGCUCAGGUGAUUCUCUUACCUCAGCCUCGCAGGCACAUGCCACCAAGCCCAGCUGAUUUUUUGUAGAGAUGAGGUUCGCCAUGUUGCCCAGGCUGGUCUCUAACUCCUAGGCUCAAGUGGUCCACCUGCCUCAGCUUCCCGAAGUGUUGGGAUUACAGGCGUGAGCCACCACUUCUGGCCGCCUUUUUUCUUUAAAGUAGUUUUCUUCAGGUUCUAUUGUUGUUAAGACAUUACUCAUAUACCAUAAAAUUCACCUUUUUAAAGUCUACAGUUCAUGCUUUUUAGUAUAUUCCCAAGGUUGUACAAACAUUACUGCUAUCUAAUUCCAGAACAUUUUUAUCUUCCCAUAGAGAAGCUUUGAACCCAUUAGUAGACAUUUCCAAUUCCAUCUCCUUGACUGGCCAACCACUAAUCUACUGUCUGUCUCUAUGGAUUUACCUAUUCUAAAUAUUUCAUAUGAAUUGAUUCAUAUGAUAUGUGGCCUCUUGUGUCUUGCUUUUCUUAUUUAAUGUUUUUAUGGUUUACGUGUGUUGUAACAUGCAUCAGUAUUACAUUCUUUUUUACAGCUGAGCAAUAUUCUAUCAUACAGAUAUACUACAUAUUGUUUAUCCAUUAUCAGUUGAUGAACUUUUGGGCUGUUUCUACCUUUUGACUAUUGUAAAUAGUACUGCUAUGAACAUUCAUGUACAAGUUUUUGUAUAGACAUAUGUUUUCAUUUCUCUUAUAUACCUGGGUAUAUGCCUGGAAGUGGAAUUGCUGAGUCAUAUGGUAACUCUAUGUUUAACUUUUUGAGAAACUGCCAGACUGUUUUCCAAUGUGGCCACACCAUUUUAUGUUGCCACCAACAAUGUAUGAGGGAUCCAAUUUUGCCACAUUCUUGCCAACAUUUGACUCUUUAAUUAUAGCCAUCCUAGUCAGUAUGAAAUGGUAUUUCAUUGUGGUCCUAAUUUGCAUUUCCCUAAUGACUAUUGAUAUUCAGCAUCUCUUCAUGUGCUUAUUGGCCAUUUGUGUAUCUCUAGAAAAAUGUCUAUUCAAAUACUUUGCUCACUUUUAAUUGGGUUGUCUUUUUGUUAUUGCAUUAUAAGUUAUUUAUAUAAUCUGGUUACUAGAGCCUUAUCAGAUUUGCAAAUAUUUCUUCCAUUCUGUGGAUUUAAAUUUCUUGAAAUAUCCUUUGACGCACUAUUGAACUACUUUUAACAAAUAUUUAUCUGGGCAUGGUGGCUCAUACCUGUAAUCCCAGCACUUAGGGAGGCCCAGGCAGGUGGGUCGCUUGAGCCCAGAAAUUCAAGACCAGCCUGGGCAACAUGGCAAAACCCCAUCUCUACAAAAAAUACAAAAAUUAGCCAGGUGUGGUGGCAUGCGUCCGUAGUCCCAGCUACUCCAGAGGCUAAAGUGAGAAGAUCGCUUGAGCCGGGCAGGUGGAGACUGCAGUGAGCUACGAUGCACCACUACAUUCCAGCCUGGGCAACAGAGACCCUGCCUCAAAUAAAUACAUUCAGUAAAAAGACAAAUAUUUAAAAAUUUUAAAGCAAACCAGAUUAGAAAAUGUGUAGUUGGUGUUCAUUUUUAUUUAUUUAUUUAUUUAUUUAGAGAUGGAGUCACGCAAUUGUCCCCCAGGCUGGAGUACAGUGGUGCGAUCUCGGCUCACUGCAACCUCCACACCUCCCGGUUCAUGCGAUUCUCCUGCCUCAGCCUCUCGAGUAGCUGAGAUAACAGGCAUGCGCCACCACGCCCGGCUAAUUUUUGUAUAUUUAGUAGAGACGCGGUUUCGCCUUGAUGGCCAGGCUGGUCUUGGACUCCUGACCUCGGGCGAUCCGCCCACCUCGGCCUCCCAAAGUGCUGGGAUUACAGGUGUCAGCCACUGUGCCCAGCCGCCCUACAGCUUUAGGAGUAAACGAUUGUAUACAGACCAUGUUCUGAGGCUUCCAAACCGAGUCUUGAGUUCAUUAAGGGAUCCAUCACAGUGAUAGCUAUAGCUGUUACAGCGUUUAUAUGCCAGGCGCUGUUUGGGCACUCUACAUGUAUUAACCUAUUUAACUCUCAUAACAAUCCUAUGAGGCAGAGACUGUUAUCAUACUCAUUGCACAGAUGAGAAAAUGGAGGCAGAGAGGGAGGUUCAGUAAUUUGCCUGAAGUCAAAAAGUAGGGUACCAGAGACGGGCUCCAGAUUUUGUUGCUUUCAACCACUUGUUAUACUGCCAAGGUGGAAUUAAAGCAUUUCAAAGAAUGCCUACUCCCUCGCUUUGGAGAGAGUAGUGUUUUAAUGGUGUCUGCACUGUGGACAUUUUUCCUGUCCUUACCGCUCCAGAAACUAGUAGUGCUCCCUGUCCAGGUGUCUUCGUUACACAUUUGCCUUCCUAGUCUGGAGUCCCCUCGGCUUCAAGAUCCUCUCUCCUCCCUGGGGGUCUGACCGAGGCUUUAAUGCUCUUUGAAGUAACAGCGAAAUAGCCCUUUGUCUCCCAAGUGGAGUGGUUCUAAAUUUCUGGUAACCAAUGAGCGCCAAGGAACCGCGGAUUCCGCCCAGGGAGGCUCAAAGCUGAGCCGUGGGUGGAGCCUGCGGAGGGGGCGGAACUGAGCCGCAGCGGCGUACCUACUGUGUGCCGCGUGCGCUGCCUGGAGUGGAGCUAUGAGCUGGACCUGUCCGCGUUGCCAGCAACCUGUUUUCUUCGCUGAGAAGGUGAGCUCCCUCGGCAAGAACUGGCACCGCUUCUGCCUGAAAUGUGAGCGCUGCCACAGCAUCCUGUCCCCUGGCGGGCAUGCAGAGCACAACGGGAGGCCAUACUGCCACAAGCCGUGCUAUGGGGCUCUCUUUGGACCCAGGGGGGUGAACAUUGGUGGUGUAGGCUCCUACUUGUACAAUCCCCCCACUCCCAGCCCUGGCUGCACCACUCCUCUCAGCCCCAGCAGCUUCAGCCCUCCCAGGCCAAGGACUGGCCUCCCCCAAGGCAAGAAAAGCCCUCCUCAUAUGAAGACAUUCACUGGGGAGACCUCGCUGUGCCCUGGCUGUGGGGAGCCCGUCUAUUUUGCUGAGAAGGUGAUGUCAUUAGGCAGAAAUUGGCACCGACCGUGUCUGAGGUGCCAGCGUUGCCACAAGACCCUGACUGCUGGGAGUCAUGCUGAGCAUGAUGGAGUCCCCUACUGCCACGUCCCCUGCUACGGCUACCUGUUUGGCCCCAAAGGUGUGAACAUUGGCGAUGUGGGCUGCUACAUCUAUGACCCAGUGAAGAUAAAAUUCAAAUGAGACGCUAACAAAAAAGGUCACCCUAACUCAGGCCUCCCAUCAUGCCCCUCAUGGUCCAAUGGGAGCUACAAAAAUCUACAGUCCCAUGGGGGUUGGGGAAGGUGGGAUCUUGGGGGCCUGGGCCUAGGCUCUAUGGUAGGCCCUCUGGCUCUCUGCCAAUUUUUUCCCUUUCCCAUUUCUGUCUAGUUAGGGAACAGCCCGUUUUGAAGGGUAUCCUCCUGGCCAUCACAACCCCUUUCCCCGGCACAUUCUGGAGCUUCAAGGUAUUCAUAAAACUUGUGUUUAUUGAAUUUCAGCCUCUCUGGCCUCUUCAAUAAAAUGUUGGCUCCCA
Molecule: messenger RNA, 4425 nt
Organism: Pongo pygmaeus (Bornean orangutan)
Lineage: Eukaryota; Metazoa; Chordata; Mammalia; Primates; Hominidae
Gene: CRIP3
Product: cysteine rich protein 3
Exons: 8
Coding region: 3480-4094 (204 amino acids)
Biological process (GO): regulation of gene expression; intrinsic apoptotic signaling pathway in response to DNA damage
Molecular function (GO): zinc ion binding
Source: RefSeq, a predicted model, not a curated record